Molecule: messenger RNA, 1363 nt
Organism: Sinocyclocheilus rhinocerous
Lineage: Eukaryota; Metazoa; Chordata; Actinopteri; Cypriniformes; Cyprinidae
Product: transmembrane protein 26-like
Exons: 6
Coding region: 270-1229 (319 amino acids)
Source: RefSeq, a predicted model, not a curated record
AAGAACUUAGAAAAAAACUUUUGCUAAGUUUUGCUAAACUGUAAAGAAAGAGUGUCCAGAUAUACAAUAAACGUACGUUUAAACGACACGGUCUUGUAUAAGCUCUUUCAGGCUUCCUCCAGCUGUGUCUUCAGGACAAACAUUUCACCUCUGAAAGUGAUUUCACACACUGACGCUGGUGGGAGGAUUCAACACAAACUGGGGACUCAACGGGAGUCAGUCUAAGCGCACUUUACACCGCUCAAACCCGGGACACCAUUGCCUCUACCAUGAUUUUAGUUAAAUUCGUGUGCGCCAUCAUAACCAGGUCUUUUUUUAUUCUGGUCUCUCUCAUCGGCGUCUGGAGAGUGAAAACAGUGAAAAAUGACAACAUGUACUGGUUACUGACUGUCCUUUACCUUCCUCUGGUCGUGGAGAUGAUCAUCACUUUAAAACGAAGGAAAGGGAAAGACUACAAAUGGUUUUCGCCAGCCAUCCUCUUCUUCCUCAUCAGCAUUAUUCCAUCCAUAUGGCUUCUAGAGUUACAUCAUCAAGAGAACAAAGCCAGUGACCCUCAGUGUAGGAAACUGGACUCUUGGGACAAUGUCAAGAGCAUAUUGCCUACAAACGGCACAAUGGGUGAGGAAACACUAAAGCAUUUGGAGCGCAUGCUCACUUCCGUGUGUCCGAAUGACUGGAUCCUUGGUCUUCAUCAGGUUCUGCUCAUUCUUCUCAUCCUCGGAAAGUGGCUGCUCCCAUUAGGAGGAGGAGUCACGCGUGACGAGCUGUCUCAGCUUUUACUCAUCUUUGUUGGCACGGCGGCAGACAUUCUGGAAUUCACCAGUGAAACUCUUUCUGAUGUCAAGGAGAACAACAAUCAACUGGUGUAUAUAAUCUUGGCAAUGUGGACAUGGAGUAUGUUGCAGUUUCCUUUUCACCUGGCAGUUGUGACGUCCCGGCCGCAGAACUCAGAUGAGCCGAAGGGUGGAAACGGCUGUUGUAACUUGGUCUUGUCAAGACACAGUACAGAUAUUUGGAACAUCGUGGAGAGUUUGUUUAUCCAGGACGGGCCCUUUCUCGUGGUACGUCUCAUUGUGAUGAUAUACUUUGAUGUGUUCCACCAGAUGUUGGUCUUCUUCGCUAUUAAGAACUUUCUAGUGGUCGUCCUCAACCUCUACAGGCUCAUAGUUAUCUGUCAAGAUUUUAAACCACCAUCAUCAUCACUACCAUCUACCUCUCCUCCAAUAUGAAAGAAGCAAAGAAAAUAAGAUUAAAAUGAAAAUGUAGCUUCUUCAAUACAAAUACAUUCCAUUAACUGUGCCAGAUGUUUUACUUCAAACUGGGAUCUGGGGACCCCCCAAGGGGAUGCGAGAGAGUGCUAGGC